AAAAAUGAACGAAGAUUAACCGAACGGACUUCAGUUGUGCGCUAAACUUUGCAAACGUCGGGCCAAAUUUUGUCCGCCGAUCUGAGUUCUUUCGAACAGGAAAUUUUCACAAAUGGAGUCAAUUAGCAUCGUGAUUCAUUUAGUGGCCAUGAUGUCAUUGAUCAUCGGUGGCAGCCAAGCGAUUCCCUAUCGAUCCUCGGCGUAUCUGUACAAUCAGCAGUUCUGCAUGGAUACAUUGACGGGUCGGCAGCUGUAUAUUGGCGAAGUCUUCACGCGGGAGGAUCAGUGCGUCCGCAUUCAAUGCCUGGAAUCGCAGCAACUCUGGGAGGAUAGCUGCCAGGUGCCGAAACUGACGCAGGGCAAUUGCAAGCCCGUUCCAUCGACGGAACCGCAUGCCGAAUAUCCCCGAUGCUGCCCACUGUACGAGUGCAAGAGCUACGAGUCGAAUUCGGGGGGAACUCUGGAGCAGACCAACACAUACAACCACUAUGGUACCCUGCGAUCAUCCCAUCUCACCGAGAUGAUAGUGAUCGACAGGCGGACACUCCCUCGUGGCGAGAUUCCCACGGCGUCGGCGAGGAAGUAUCAGGUGUGAAAAGUGACCUGGUGCUCUGUUCCUAGGACUAGUUAGUCUAUAGUGCAGCUAUAAUAAAUACAUGAAUAUAUUAAGUAACUGGAAA
Molecule: messenger RNA, 680 nt
Organism: Drosophila simulans
Lineage: Eukaryota; Metazoa; Arthropoda; Insecta; Diptera; Drosophilidae
Gene: Vago
Exons: 3
Coding region: 113-595 (160 amino acids)
Source: RefSeq, a predicted model, not a curated record